This is a messenger RNA of Macrobrachium nipponense, 8155 nucleotides long. It is a transcript of the gene Pka-C1, whose product is annotated as cAMP-dependent protein kinase catalytic subunit 1. Gene Ontology annotation, biological process: protein phosphorylation. Gene Ontology annotation, molecular function: ATP binding; protein serine/threonine kinase activity. Bases 1907 to 3430 code for a protein of 507 amino acids. The record is from RefSeq and is a predicted model, not a curated record. Gene Ontology annotation, cellular component: nucleus. NCBI's taxonomy places the organism in Eukaryota, Metazoa, Arthropoda, Malacostraca, Decapoda, Palaemonidae. The transcript has 10 exons.
AGAUAGGAAAGGCUAUCGGUGCCAUCGAGGUGGUGUCAUGUGUUCGUGCGUCUGUGUGUGUGUUUCGCCGAUUGUUGUAGAACGGUGUCACCUGCCGUGGUUUGAGCAGUGUUCGUUAACCUGCCACUUCGCGCAGGCUGCCUACAACUAUACUUCUGUGCAGGACAGACGAAGUGGAGUUAGAUACCUUCCUCUUCUAGAGCAUAGAUAUACAGUCACAUGAACCUGGAGACGGACGCCAUAUUAUAGAAUAUAGAUGUAGUAGAAGUUCUCUGUGAUUGCAAACACCGGAAGUGGGUUGAGCACCUUUGCAACAAAAGGUUUUGCAAGAAACGUGUCAUCAUACAUUUAGGUCGGCCAUAAAUGUGUGGAUGUCCUGUGUCAUUGUCGUAUACAUAUCAGCCAAGAAAUGAGUAUAUAUAGAUAUAUAUUUUUUUAGAGAGAAAGAAAGCAGGUGUCCCAUUCGACAGGUGAUGGGUGAGCAAGUAGCAUCUUCAAGGGUGCCAGGGUAUACUAGUAGUAGUAGUCUUAGCGGCCCGAAGUGGGGUGGUGGAUGCGUCUCUUCUGGGGCGUCGCCGUGUUUACGGGUCUAGUAUCAGCUGGUCCGGACCUGCAUCUAGACGGUCCAAAAGGAGAGGGGCAGGAAGCUUGAAGCGAAGAAGAAUAUAUUUUAUAUAUUUAAAGAAAAGCCAUAAAACCUUUUCAGUUCAGCUAAAGAUUGGAAAGAAAGACAGUUUCCUACAGUUGUGGAAGUGUAAACACUGACCGGCCGUGUUACUUACUCCUUACACCAAAUUGAUUUCACGUGGUGCCCUGUGGUUUCCAUUUUGGUUAUUUGGUUCCCCUGCGGACAGUGACGAUGUGGAUUGAAGGAUACAGUGAUGAUAGAUUAAAAAUGGACGGGGGGAGGUGCAACACACGAUAGAUUUAAGGAAGAACCCACGACGGUGGGAAGAACUUGAGUGAAAACGUUUGGUUUUGUGAUAGAAUUCGCAUCGAGUGAAAACGUUUGGUUUUGUGAUACAAUUUGCAGAGUGAAACCGUAGAAGUAUCUUGGAGUGAAACCGUUUGGUUUUUUGAUACUAUAUAUGUAGAAUUUAAGUGGAGCCAAAACGUCUGGUUUAUUGAUACAAUUCGCACAGAGCGAAAACGUUUGGCUGUAUGAUAAAAUUUAGGUAGAGUGAAGAAAACGUUUGGCUUUAUGCUACAAUUCACUUAGAGCGAAAACGUGUGGCUUUAUGAUACAAUUUACGUAGAUUGAAAACGUCUGGCUUUAAUGAUACAAUUUACGUGAAGUGGAAACGUUUGGUUUUAUGAUACAAUUUACGUGGAUUGAAAACGUUUGGCUUUAUGAUACAAUUUAGGUGGAGUGAAGAAAACGUUCGGCUUUAAUGAUACAAUUUACGUGAAGUGAAAGCGUUUGUGCUUUAUUGAUACAAUUUACGUGAAGUGAAAACGUUUGGGCUUUGAUGAUACAAUUUAAUGGAUUGAAAACGUCUGGCUUUAUGAUACAAUUUACGUGGAUUUAAAACGUUUGGCUUUAAUGAUACAAUUUACGUGAAGUGCAAACUUCUGGCUUUAGUACAAUUUACGUGAAGUGCAAACUUAUGGUUUUAUGAUACAAUUUACGUGAAGUGAAAACAUUUGGCUUUAUGAUACAAUUUACGUGGAUUGAAAACGUUGUGUUUAUGAUACAAUUUAGGUCAAUUUAGGUGGAGCUAAGAAAACAUUUGUCCUUAUGAUACAAUUUACGUGGAUUUAAAACGUCUGGCUUUAAUGAUACAAUUUAUGUGGAUUGAAAAACAUUUACGUGGUUGAUCGUCCGUGAGCAAGAUGGAAGGCAAAUCAGUGGUGGAGGAGGAGACAGUCUCCCUCACGAUUCCUUCCCACUGCUGGGACUCCGGGAAUGAGGAUGACUGCUCUGACGACGCCGUGGUCCUCUGCAUCGCCCCCUGCUACGGCUCCGACUCUGAUGCAACCGACGCCGAAGACGAUGACGAUGACGACGACGACCACAGCAACGCCGCGGGGCACGACUCGGGCAUCGCCGUCUGCCGCCCCAGGGAAGGGGAGCUGGCCGACGUCGUGGCAGCCGUCGACGGUCAUCUCGUCGUCGCGGAAGCCCAACAACGACGACCGCGACGAUAACAACAACAACUCCGACGGGGAAUCCGAGGAGUACGACCUCUACGACGGGUACGAGUUCGGUGACACGGACGAGGACGACUACGAAGACGAGGAUGACGAGGGCCGUCCUCAGAUGCGCCAGAGGGAGGGGAUGGACUUGAUACCGUCGGCCAUCCGCCCUUCGAAGUUGCUGCCCAACAGGCGGAAGGCCCAUCGGUACGAGGAUUCCGAUGACAGCGGGGACGACGAUGACGUCAGCGAUUCUGAGGAUGUCGGGGAGGACAAGAAUCCUGUCAAAGAGUUCCUCGAAAAGGCGAAAGAAGAUUUCGAAGAAAAAUGGAAAAGUCCCACCAAGAACACGGCGUGCCUGGACGAUUUUGAGCGCCUCAAGACAUUGGGCACUGGCUCCUUCGGGAGGGUGAUGCUGGUCCAACACAAGUCUACCAAGGAAUACUAUGCCAUGAAGAUACUUGAUAAACAGAAGGUGGUGAAAUUGAAACAAGUAGAACACACCCUGAACGAGAAGCGAAUAUUACAAGCCAUCACCUUUCCAUUUCUCGUUAGUCUAGAGUUUCAUUUCAAGGAUAACACAAAUUUAUACAUGGUGCUAGAAUAUGUCCCCGGAGGCGAGAUGUUCUCACACUUGCGUCGCUUGGGGAGAUUUAGUGAACCUCACUCUCGCUUCUAUGCUGCACAGAUCGUUUUAGCAUUUGAGUACCUACACUAUUUAGAUCUUAUAUACCGAGAUCUUAAACCUGAAAAUCUACUUAUAGACAGUCAAGGCUACCUCAAGGUAACAGAUUUUGGUUUUGCAAAGCGGGUGAAGGGACGGACGUGGACGUUGUGCGGUACGCCUGAGUACCUGGCUCCAGAGAUCAUUCUUUCCAAGGGAUACAACAAGGCUGUAGAUUGGUGGGCACUAGGUGUUUUGGUAUAUGAAAUGGCGGCUGGAUACCCACCAUUCUUUGCUGAUCAGCCUAUUCAGAUCUAUGAAAAGAUUGUGUCUGGAAAGGUACGUUUCCCUGGACACUUUUCUGGUGACCUGAAGGACUUGUUGAGGAACCUAUUGCAAGUUGAUUUGACAAAACGAUAUGGUAACUUGAAGAAUGCUGUUAAUGAUAUCAAGAAUCACAAAUGGUUCCAAACCACAGACUGGAUUGCUGUAUAUUCAAGGAAGGUUGAAGCUCCAUUUAUACCUAAGUGCAAAGGUCCAGGAGACACAAGCAAUUUCGAUGAUUAUGAAGAGGAAGCCCUUCGCAUAUCCUCUACAGAAAAAUGUGCCAAGGAGUUUGCCGAGUUCUAGAGGCCUUUAUGUUUCUGUAGAGGCUAAGUUGACUCCCUGUGUCUGUGUACAAGUAUAGUACAUUACUCCCCUCCAGAGACCCCAGUGCAUGAGCAUUGCCAUAUUGGUGAGCGCCAGUACACAUAGCUAAUUAUUGCUGUACAAACAGGCCUCAGGCAAGCAGUGAAAAAUGCAGAAAGUGCUCAGUUGAGGGACACAUUUACAUUGUGGCUCACUUGUGCAUAUAGUGCCAGAGAGCCGAGGCUGUGAUGGCAUGAUUGCCACAGAGCAGUAUGGUGGUGUGGCCUUAUGCUGCCAUGAAGGUCAGUGUAUCUUUCAUGUUACUUGAAAUCAACUUGAUUAUGCGUGAUCAACCAUCAUGGUGAUAUGAUUUUUAUGGAAGAAACACCUAAAUCAAACAGAUUGUAUAUGAUUGUUUUGCAGGUUGAAGUCAAGUAACAUUUUAGAUAUCCUAGGCUUUAUGUAAGGAAAAAAUAAACUUGCCACCUGAGGAAUAAGUGCCAGACUUCGCAUCAGGCGAUGCCCAAGUGAGCAGUUGGCAGGAAAUAGGUGAUGAGAGCAAGUGCCAUUUUAACCAGAAAAUAAGGUGGUGUUUCAGGAGAGGUUUGCCACUAGUUGCCAGCCACUUGGGGUCCAGGAGCUAACCUAGUCAUGUGGUGAGUUGGGGGUGGAUGGACACUUAGGGAAGAACACCAACAUCCAAGGAGACUUAAGAGGCGGACUGGAGGAAGUGGACAUCUUAGUUCUUUUAAAAAAAAGUGAUAUGAGAAAAGUUGCCAUGCAUUGGGACAAGGAAAAUGCUUUUGACCAGAGACAGUUACUCUUGGUAAAAAGAAGCCUUUUAAGAUUUUUUUAACAUCUUUAGAAUCCAGAGAUAAGUAGCUGUGGGUGAGGAAGUUUACUGUAAGAUGAAAAUUAUCCAUUAUAUGAAAUUUUGUAUAAUCAAACAUAUCUUUGAGCUUAAAUAAUGGUAAGGCAAAAAUCUCAUGAGAAUGUUUGAGCAGCAGCAGCAGAAAUCCCACCUAAAAGAAAUUGCUUAAUAGGGAGAAACCAAGCAAGUAUAUUUUCAGUCGGUUCCACCGCCUCUCUCUCUCUCUCUCUCUCUCUCUCUCUCUCUCUCUCUCUCUCUCUCUCUCUCUCUCUCUCUCUCUCUCUCUCUCUCUCUCUCUCUCUCUCUCUCUCUCUCUAUAUAUUGGCUAUCUUCAUCAUCAUCGAUUGCAGCUUUGUUCAUACUGCGCAUGAUUGAUGCCCCUGAUUAACUAUGCCAAAAUGCAGCAAACUCUCAUCACACACAUUUUGUAGGUUACUUAGUUUACUUGUAUGGUUUCAACAGAAUUUUUAUUGAUUCAAUACAGAAGAUGAAAAGGCUAGAUUUCCCCAAGUCACAUGUAUGUAGGUAUGUAUCAAAGUUAAUAACAUUAAAAAUGAUGUCCAUGUGUGCAAAGAUGUAGAUUAUAUAUGUUUGAAUAAGUGUUUCUAUGCGAUUCACAUAAAUGUGAUACAUUUGAAUGAUGUGUGAUGGCUUCUUUUCAUCCAUUUCAAAAUGAAGAAUAUAGCUAAGCUUGUAUAAACUAGGUUUUGUGAACUAAUCUUUUUUUAUUUAACUGCCAGUGGGAAUGAAUGACUAGUAAUUGCCUAUUUCUGAGAGCUAAUAUUUUCUUCUCUUCCUCUUGUGAAGUCUUGAACUAUAUAUAUAUAUAUAUACCGUACGACUCUGUGAGUCCUAAGGCACACUGUAUAAAAUACUGUAACAUGUCUAUUUUCUUGCAUUUUAGAGUACUUUAUUGUAAUGAUUAUUAUUAUAAUUACUUUGUGUUAUGGUCUGGCGCUCUGUUCAUGUAUUAUACUAACCAUAUAGAGUUUUUGAGAAUUUUUCCAAGAGCGUCUCAUUUCUUUAUUGUGCAAUAUUUUGAUGAGAGAAGGAUGCUCCUGUAUCACUGUUAUUUGCAGAUGUUCCAAGAAUAUGCAGCUCUGAGGUUAUCUGUCUGUCAUUUAUGUAAAUAUACACCCCUGGCCAAUUGCUGGCAUAUAUCAUCAUAACUUGACUGACCAUAUGCAUCUCUCAUGCUGAGGUGAAGGUACAGUCCAUCUCAUGCAGUGGCUGUUCAUUUGUUUUCCUUUUUUUAACGAUUAAGGUUUCUUCUUUGUAACACUAAAUGGUAUGAUAGAAGGAUCUCUCAAUAUGGAGUCUUUUAUGCAAGGGAAAGGAGUUGGUGCCAAUCAAAGUUUUUUUUCCCCAAAGGGUGUGGUAUUAUUAAAGCACACGAAUUGUAUAGUUCUCCAUUUACUUUUUAUAUGUUUAUGUAGAUAUGUUUUAAAAGAAUAAAUGACUUAAUUGCAGCCAUUAUUUAAGAACAAUGAUAAAUAAUUACGAGGUAGGAUGAAAACCAGCACUGCUCAAUGGUGGGAUAUUCUAUGUAUUGAUGUUUUGAUCUUUUUCUUUUUUUUUCUUUUUUUAGUGACAGCCAUAUCUGUAUACUGAUUCUGCCAUAGGAAUUUGUCUCUCAUGUUAACUUUAAAAAAAUAUUGUAGAUGGGCAGAGAUGAUUCAUGGAGAUUAGUUCCUUUUUAUAUUAUGGUCUUUUUAGAAAAUAUCAUUUUAACAGGUUAGAGUCAGACAUCUGUAUAUUAGACUCUCAGUACUUGGAAGUUGUAAGAUUUUCUCAACCAAGUACAAAUUAUAAGAAAAUAUAUAAUUUUAAGAAAUUAUUUUUAAAGCCACAGAAUUGCAAUAAUAAAAUAUUACUGGAGUGAAAUGUAACAGGUUAUUCUAAUUUUAUAGAAUUUAAAGGUUAUUCCAGCCACACUUCAGAAUUGAUUAUUUUUAGAAUCCAUUAUAUAAAAGUUGAUGGAUAGGGAGCCUUAAUUAUUGAUAUAAUUAGCAUUUUAUAUGGUAAUACUUGGUGCUCUGUAUUUCACAGACUUCCUUACUGCUGGCUUUACCCAUCAAGUUUAGCCAUUGUGUCACUGGAAGCUCGUGUAGGAAGUACAUAUUACCACCAAUUUAGUGACCAUAUACAUCCAGACUAGUGUAGCUAUUUUAGAUAAUCCCUUCAUCAAACUUCCAAAUUAAAAAUAAAAAAAAAAUCUGAAUUUAAUGUUAACAUGUUAGGGUAGCAAACUUGACAUCAAAAUUCUGUUGCUAAUCUACAGUUACAGUCCUUUUCAUUAAUAUCUGAUGCUUUUCAGGUAUUUAUAUUAAUGUUAUUUCCUUCAGUUUAGGACAGCAAUAUUCAUCUGUCAUGAGCUUCGGUGAAGUUGAAAAAUGAGUGAAUGUUUUAGAAAUGCAACCUAUGGAGUGCCACUCACAUAAUGUAGCAGUGAAUUCUCUCUUUAGAGCACAAAAAAGGUUGUUUACAAAAAGAUGUAAGGAUCACAUAGUUCUGCUAUUUACAAAACUUGGCUGCUGGAUUUAUUGUAAUAAAAGUAAAUUGUGCUUUCUGAACAAGGCUGAUAGGUUGGUUGGAUCUAGAUUUAGACCCACAGUCACUACUGCAGUUAACCUAAAUUUUGUAUACUUAAUCUCAUAUAGUGGCUCAUAUUCCAGGUUUUGCCUUUGGGAGCGAGUAUCUUGGAAUCCAUAUUGCUCAUACUCUACAGCUUACUCUUGAAUUUCAGAAUUAUCACACACUACUUUUUCUGAAGGAAAUUUAGACCUUUUAUUUUCUUUAAUUCUAUUAACAUGAUCUGUACUUUCAGCAGUUGUACAAAAAAUCUUAUUUCUAAGAAGUUAAUUUGUAAGUUUUAUUGUGAAGAGUUUUUCCUUGAAAUUUGACAUCACCAGCAUCAUAACGUUCAUGUUUAAUUUGUCGAGACUCCUAACUGCAAAAGAAAGACUGAUGCACUACAUACAUUCCGCAUACAGAGCGAGAGCAACCUGGGCAUAUAUGAAUUGAAACCUAAUCCCCUUCCCCCCACCCCAUCCUGUACCUUUGAUAUUCAACCCUUUGAAUCUAAAUCCUUAAUUGUUCCAUUACACAAAAAUAUUUAUAAAAUCUGAUGAUUCUCUCAUAACCGUACAAAAUACGCAAUUAUCGUUUUAAGUAGGCAGUCAUUGCAUUCUAUUGUUUUAAUCUUUUUUAGUUCCCAUGUAAAAAUUCAAAAAGGAAAUUUAGGUGUAACAUGCAUUUAACUCGGAAUUUGUCUGUACUACGACUUGAAACAGUUUUUUCUGAGUAGGCCUUUACUAGAUGCAGUGAAGAGUGGCAUAUAUAAUAAAAUACCAGUGAUAAUUACUCAUAUUUUGGUCAAGAGAACAAACCAAACAGACCGAUGUGCGUUAGUGGGUUCCUUGAUGUUGAUUGUAUGAAUUUCCCAGCUCCCCAAGCAAGCUACCUAUUCAAGGUUCCUCCUUGAUACCACAGUUGUAUCUACUUGUCAUGGGAGAAAGGUGUGAUAUCAGCAUGGAAUCAUCAUCCCCCUUAAUAAUUGUUACUAUAUAUCUCAGAACUGCUAGUAUCUAUUUUUCUUAAUCUCUAAUGUGCAUUAGUAUGUCUGCAAAGUAUUCAUGUGCAUGUGUCUGUGUGAUUGUGCAAAUUUGGUUCCCAUGGAAUAGGUGUGGGUGGAUUUGUGGUUGGAACCUUGUGUAAGAAGCUUUCACCAGACUAUAUCCCAGUUGAGUAUCUAUGUUCAGUGUUCAUAGUCCAAUUGCAUUGAGUUCAUAUUUUGUGAUUUGUAGUUGCCAAUUUUGAAUAAGACGUUAAUAAAUGAAACAUGUACUAAAAAA